AUCUUCGAAAUAAAACAUUUUUUUCCGUACACUUUUCUGUCAAUAUGAUGUUUACUUAUUUAGUCUCCUACAUGGGGAUGCUAAACGGAAGACCAGUAGAAAACCUUAACCUAAACAGAAAAGACAUGUAUAAGCUUGCAGAAAGAAUGGGUUCUAAGUUAAGUCUGGUUUACAAAUCUAGGACAAUAAGUUGGAAAUUAUUUCACCCUCGUGUCUUUUAGCAAACGACGGUAUACAUAGGUGCUCUUCGCUUCAUCUAAGACAUACAUUUUAAGGCUGUAACUAUAGUAAGCAUUAAAAAAACUUGAAAGAACAUUUUGGUAUUUAUCGAUAUUUAUACAAAUUUAAAAUGGUUAGAGUUGCCAUAUUUCUCACAACAUGGCACGAAAUAAUUUAUCCGUGGAGAUGAACAAACAAUGCUACUUUUAAGCCUACAUUUAAAAUGCUAUAAAAGGUGCAAUUCUCAGUUCUACUAAGCAUAUAUAUAUAUAACACAACGUUCAGGUGGGGGUUCAAGAUUAUAGUAUUCAAGAGUCUUGUUCUUGCUAUACAAAUCUAUUUUUCAGAUUAAAUCAACUCACAUAUUUAUAUGAAGAGUAAAUAAGGUCCUCAAAUUAUGGCUGAAACCUUACACACGCGUAUUAAAACAAGCGACACUUCAUUAUAAGGAUGGUUCAUACCAUUCAUACAUGGGGCAGCCCUGGGUGAAAGUGCUGUUUUUAGACCUCCUUUGCGCUUAAAAUGGCGCCACCUGCAGCCAGGGCUGUAUACUUAAUCCGCAAGUUCCGAGAAGACGGGGGGAUGACCUGCAGAACCGCCCCGUUUUCCUAGAACCAAAGCUCCGUAAAAAAAAAAAUAACUCCGGCAGUACUAAUCCGGGCGCCUGUGGAGCCCAUCAGAUGAGAGAUUGCGGACUGUGAGUCAAUUUAAACAGACGGGACUAGAGGUCCCCCAUGGGGUGCGGGGGCCACACGUACAAAGCGGUACCGAGAACCCGGUUCCAGGAAUUUCAGCCGACUCACAUGAAACCAAAUCAGUGCAUGGUCAGUUGCUCACGAACACUUUCCGUCUGCUAUUCUUACUCUCAGCAGCCCAAAAGAUAAGGCUUUCCGGACCCACCGAGCUAUGGGAUCGGUUAUAUAAACUUUAUAGAAAGAUUUAACUGUUAACCCUAUGAUUUUUUAUCUACUAAGUAGUUCCUAUAUGCUGGUCUAUCCGAUCAGCGUUCUAAUAUUUUCUCUAAAAAAAGGAAACGUAUUCUGCGUGAUCUCAAACUUGGAUUAUAUUAUCCGUCAUGAUUAUGUGCAUACAGAGCCUGAGAACCUUGCUGCAGACCACAUACCCAAAGCCAGCGGUUGAGGAAGUGAGCACAUUUAAUCACAGCGAUGGGGUAGGAGAACCUAAGAUGCUGCGUGACACACCAUCACCUGCACCUCAGCUGGACACCCCAGACAGCCCACUAGACAGCAACCUCCUGCUCUGGGACCCCACAGAGGACCUCCGCUGCCUCACUCGAACCUUCCACCAGCUUCAUGACUCAGGCUGGUACUGGGGGCCUGUGUCGGCUGGUGAGGCCCAGGCGCUGCUUCGGGACGAGCUGGAAGGCACCUUCCUGGUGCGGGACAGCUGCCACCCGCUCUACAUGCUGACUCUGUCUCUUAAGACGGCCCGAGGUCCGACCUACGUGCGCAUCAAGUACAGCCACGGCCACUUCUGCCUGGACUCCAGCUGCCAGAGCAAACAGUCUCUGCCUGGCUUUGGCAGCGUAGGUGAGCUGGUGCAGAGCUAUGCCAGGCCCCGACGCCCGCUCAGCAUUGGAGGACAUAUGGCCCCGCCUGGCCUGACGCUCAGUGACGCCACCGUGCCACUCAGAUUGGUGCGUCCGCUGCGGAUACGAGAGACCUGUCCCUCCUUGCAGCACCUUGCACGCCUCGCGAUUAACCGUGCUGCCCCUGCUCCCGCACAGUUGCCCCUGCCACGUCUGCUGGUACAAUACUUACAGGACUACCCUUUCCAACUCUAACUUUGCCAGGGCUUCACCGCGAUGGGGGCAGAAGUCAAAGGCCUGAUUCCUAAGUGGCCGCAGCAAGGAUAAGAAGCAUCUUGUACGAAUUUGUAUUACUAACUGGUUUAGAAGUCUGCAAUAAACAAUACCUAGAAAACCAGUUUACUAUAUACAGCAUUAUGGGAAAUGUAGUGUGAGAUGUACCUUGUUCUCUCGUUUGUGAUUCCAACCCAGGAGGAAAAAAAUGAAAUGGAAUUGAGAUAUUGCUGCUUCUGGGUAUCUCACUGCAUAGUCCGCAGUCAGCAUGACAAAACAUUUCCCCUCUGCAUUGUGAUCUGAGGGCAUGUUUAGAUCAAAUAAAAGGUGAGCUCACUAACGGAUGCACUAACUGGCUUGCUUAGGUCUGAAUUAAUGCCAGGGCGUGGUCCUUUUAAUGGGAAUGUCAGGGCCGAAGGGGCAGCCUUGCUGUUCUCUGCCAAACAUUUUCAAGCCUUACUUCAUCUGUACCAUAUUCUUCCUGUUGCUAAGACAUUUGAAUCCAAUGCCCUGAAAAUAACUAGAGAAUUUCUUCUAAUACUGUUUAAUCGUUGUCCUCCUAGACCAAGCUCUGGUUUUGUAGAAGAAUUCUCAGAUUCUCCAACUUAAUUUUCUGUGUUAGUAAUGUCUAUGAUAUUGCAGGUUCAUGCUAGUAACCCUAGAAAAUCCCUUAAUGUGAAAUUGUGAAACUUCCUGUUUUAAUCUGAUACAUGAUAUUAUAGUUCUUACCCAUAAGAAAGGACAAACCCUUGAUCUACUAGUUUAAAAUGCACCUCUCUCUUAUUUUUAUAAAUCUGAUUUUCUGGAGUCCAAUUAUAAAAUUGUUUGUAAGAAUCUCACUCUUCAUUCUGGUGUAUUAGAUGAUCCAUACAAUUAAAUAAUCUCAAGGGUCUUAAUAACUCUUAUUUUCUGGAGUCUAGCUCUGCCUGUGUCAAACAGAUGAUCAUUAACUCCGCUCUACAUUCAGUAGCCCCUCUGAAAACUCAGACUGUAUCCUUCAGAUGUUCAUUAAUAGUUUACAGAAGAACUCUGCAUCCCGAAGACUCAGAAAUGGAGGCGAUGGUGCUUGUAGAGGAAUUAAUGGGACUUUUAAUGGAACCUUUUAAUGGAACUUUAUUAGAACACAGCAUUAAUGCCUUUUGUGUGUGUGUGUCCUUUUAUUCAGUAUUUAUUGCUAUGUGUGAAUGGUUGUUAUGCUACUCCACCUGCCUUUUUAAAUUGACCCUUGGGUAUAAAUAAAGUGAUUUGAAUUAAA
This is a messenger RNA of Paramormyrops kingsleyae, 3296 nucleotides long. Its product is annotated as cytokine-inducible SH2-containing protein-like. The record is from RefSeq and is a predicted model, not a curated record. Gene Ontology annotation, cellular component: phosphatidylinositol 3-kinase complex. Gene Ontology annotation, biological process: phosphatidylinositol phosphate biosynthetic process; intracellular signal transduction. Lineage: Eukaryota; Metazoa; Chordata; Actinopteri; Osteoglossiformes; Mormyridae. Gene Ontology annotation, molecular function: 1-phosphatidylinositol-3-kinase regulator activity.